GUAAUGUUCAAAGCUGAGGCUGUUGUUUGCUUCGCGAUUUCCCUUGACUCAUUCUCCUAUCACUUCAACAUUUCUCCUUCACAGUUGAUCGGAUUGACAGCAGAGCACUCCCAACACCACCACUGACAACCAGCGCAAUCAUGGUCCACCAACACGGAGACCACCACGAUAUUCCAGCGGACAAGAGGAAGGUCAAGGCGGGCGCCUGGCUUCCAGCGGAUCAUCGCAUCCACGAAGAAUGGCUCGAUACACAGAUUGGCCAUGCUCACGAUAACAAGAAGCAGCUCAUACCCGUCCUCCAAGAGUUCAAGGAUUUCAUCGAGGGCAAUACGAGAGUCUACAUGCUCUUCGUUCAAAUGUUUGAGGAAGUGCCUCAGAAGCACCCCUACAACAAGGACCCAACUGGGCGCAAACAAAUCCGGGACUACCACCACCUACUCGAGAUCUUGAACCACGUCUUCGGCCAAGCGCCAACUUGGAUCGACGCCGCAGCGAAUGUGGGCAUGGUCGGUGUUCCCAUGUGCGCCAUCCUCGAUUACCCCAUGGGCACACCCUCGGGCUACGCAGCCUUCCUCGACCCAGAUGUCAACAAGAUGCUGAAGAAGGUGCUGAAUGAGUGGGGAAAGCUGUUGACAACGCCCAAGUCUGCGGAGGUCCUGAACACUGGCAAGCAGGGAUGGUUCAGCGAAGUGGGACAAAAGGAUAUCAUGGAGGUUGCAAACGCGCCAUUCCAGACUUCAUACAAAUUUGAAGACUUUUUCGUUUGCGACCCUAAAGCGAAGCACUACGGCUACAAGUCAUGGGAUGACUUCUUCACGCGCCAGUUCCGAGACGAGGUUCGUCCAGUGGCAUCGCCCGAGGACGAGAACGUGAUCGCGAAUGCAUGCGAGAGCAAAGUGUUCAAUGUGGCGCGCAACGUCAAGCUGAGGGACCACUUCUGGAUCAAAGGUCAACCAUAUUCCGUGCGAGACAUGCUUGCCCAUGACCCUCUCGCCGAGAAUUUCGCUGGUGGAACUGUGUAUCAGGCUUUCUUAUCUGCUCUCAGCUACCACCGAUGGCACUCACCCGUGAGCGGAACUGUCAAGAAGGCGUUUGUCCAGGAUGGGACGUACUUCUCCGAACCUCUUUUCGAAGGUCUCGGAGAGCCUGGCACGCAGGACAUUGAUGCUGGAGGCAUCAGCGUGGGGCAGGGAUAUCUCACAGCCCUCGCUACCAGAGCCGUCAUCUUCAUCGAAGCUGACAACCCUGCGAUCGGCCUCAUGGCGUUCAUCGGAGUCGGAAUGGACGAAGUCAGCACGUGCGAGAUCACAGUCAAGGAAGGCGAGCACAUCAAAAAGGGACAACAGACGGGCAUGUUCCACUUUGGUGGCAGCUCACAUGUCUUGCUUUUCCGCAAGCAUGUCAAAGUCGAGGGCUUCCCAGAACCGGGUCGCAAGGACAACGUUCCGGUUCGUAGCCAGGUUGCCGUUGUGAAGCCAUAGAUGUGCGACUUCCAUUCUCGUGGCUUGCACGUUUUUGUGGCGGCGCUGAAACUGGCGACGUGCGUCGGUGACGCGAGACAGCAUCGGAAGAGAUCCAGGAGAACCUGGUCUGGGGCAAAGAGCUCUGAUGCGAAUGAUGCAGCUGGCAAGAUCCAGCUAUAACGACAGAAAUGACAGCAACAGCGAAAAGUACAAUGUGAAAGAAGAAGUAGAAAAGUCUGCGGCACAGUAGCAGAGAGACCAGAAAUACAAAAUUUAGCCACCCACGAAUUGAAUAACUCAAUACAAACAGUUCUUCCCAAAAA
Molecule: messenger RNA, 1786 nt
Organism: Cercospora beticola
Lineage: Eukaryota; Fungi; Ascomycota; Dothideomycetes; Mycosphaerellales; Mycosphaerellaceae
Biological process (GO): phospholipid biosynthetic process
Molecular function (GO): phosphatidylserine decarboxylase activity
Source: RefSeq, a predicted model, not a curated record